Molecule: messenger RNA, 1249 nt
Organism: Malania oleifera
Lineage: Eukaryota; Viridiplantae; Streptophyta; Magnoliopsida; Santalales; Ximeniaceae
Exons: 7
Coding region: 224-844 (206 amino acids)
Source: RefSeq, a predicted model, not a curated record
CUCUUUAAUGAGGAUUUGAAGUCCGCACCGCCCCCUCAAUAAAACCACCUCCUUCCCCUUCUUUACGUUCUUCGUUUUCUUCACGCGGCUGCUUCUGCCGGAAGCUAACUUCCUCUUGUGAAGCGUCGAUCUUGUUUUCUCUUCACAAAUCCCACACAAACCCUAACCCUAGACUUCUCCAGUAUCUCGAUUUGCUUCAUCUGUUUUUCAGCUCCGUUAAUAUAUGGCUUCAAAACCUCUGACAAACGAGGCGAUUGCUCUUACGGAGAAGAAAAUGGACAUGACAUUAGAUGAUAUUAUCAAAAUGUCUAAAAAUACAACCUUCAAGGCUAAGAAGCAAAGGGUUCCGAAUAAAAGUCAGACUUUUUUGAAUGGUACAGCUCAAGAGAAAUCCUCAAAGGUGCGGCGGUUUGUGGACUCGAGAUCCUCUCUCAGACAGGGGUUUCUUGCUCAAAGAAGGACAAAUUUCCAGGGGAACCAGUUUCCUUUGACAACUGAAGUUGCACGAAAGGCUGCAGUCGCUCCCAUCCGCAAUAGAGCUUUUAAUAAUCGAAGCCGUGUCGUUAAUUGGAAUAAAUCAAGGGUUGGAGGAAUGCCUGGUCCAAGGAAAGUUCCAAAUGGAGGCUUUGCAAAGGUGCAGCAGCAGCAGCAGCAGAAGCAGCAGCAGCAACAGUUAGGAAAAGCUGCAGUGCCUAAGCAGAGGCCUCAGACACUAGAUUCGCUGUUUGCAAAUAUGAAGGAGCAGAGGAUGAAGGUUCUGUCCCAACAGAACAAUUACACUGGGCGACGAGGUGCGGGUGGUCGACAAGGUGUCCCAUGGGGAAGAGGUCGAUUCGGCAACUAAACUAAUUUGGUGAAGUACUGGUCAAAAUGUUGUUGAGAGGAUUUUUCAGGUUGGAGUUUGCACACUGAAGGGGGUUUUGGAUUCUGCCAUCAUUUGUUGUCUGCUAGCUUCCAUUUUUAGUUCAAUUGAUAUGGGCAUAUUGUAUAGCUUUCUUCCCGUUAAACAUUGUCAUCAGGAACUAAUUGCUUCCAUUGUUGGCUCCCAUUUUUAUUUUUAUUUUAUUUUUAAUUUUUAAUUUUUUUUUUUUUUAUUUGUUCUGAAAUGUCUCAUUUGAAUUUCUGCUACCAACUACAAUGAGACAUUUUGGUGGGGCUCAUGUCAAUGCAUGGGUUUGGUGUCUAGAAAACUAGAAGACUUGGAAAUUACAUUAGAAAUCUUGAUAAAUAUGAUACAUGUUUGAGAUUA